GAAAGUAUUGAGGGUAGCUGCGCGUAAAGUGCGCGUACUUGGGUCGUUGGCGAAAAUCGGACGCGCUGGACCCGCAGGGAUCGAUCGUGACCUGGAACAGCCAUGCGCGUGCUCGGGGGCUGCCUGCUGUGCGCGCUGCUUCUGUCCGCAAACGCGGAGACCACCGCGGGGUUGAUUCCGGCCGCGGGUCAUCCUCCGCAUCCCGAUGAUGGGAACUUUUCAAAGCUGGAUCACGUGGAGACAGAGCCCUUUCAGCACCAGCAACAGGCGCGAGAGACCCUGGCAGGCUCCUCCUUUAAUCUAAGAGUUCAUGUUAUAGACAUGCUGAGUCAUCAGGGCCUGAGCCAGGCAGUGGUGGAAGUCUUCAUAAACUACACCAGGAACAGUUGGGCUGUAAGUGGGGAGGACGGCAGCGCUCUGCUUCACAUUCCCUACCGCUCAAAGCAGCCUGUCACAGUAGUGGCCAGCAAAGUUGGCUACAUGCCCGCGCUGCUACCCUGUAAAACCAACAGAAUACCAAUAUUUUCAUCCCUGAUGAUGUCCCUGCUCAGUUUGAAUCAAGGGAACAUCUGGCUCUUUGAAGAUUCUAUCCUGAUCUCUGGACAAACAGCUGAAUUUCCAUCUCGACCUAUUGUCAGGUUUUCCAAGACCCUGCUAAACCUGACAGACAGCAGCAACAUCACCAAUGUUAAAGCCUACCUGACUAUUCCCAAACUGACUUUGGGUCUGGACAAUCCACUUAACGCUCUGGGCAUAAUGAACACUACAUCAGGCUACGUGAGUGUGGAGUUGAGCCCAGUGGUGGCCGUCAGCGUGCAGCUUUUCUCAGGAGACACAGAGCUGCAUGUGAGAGGGCCAAUCCAUUUUAGCCUCACAGUUCCUGAUCGUUGGGGCCUUCAGACUUCAAAUGUUAUUCCUGCAUGGUUCUUUAAUAGAACCACUGGUGGAUGGAUGAGGAAAGGACUUGGAAAGGUUACGUCAGUAGACGGAAGACUUGUUUGGACUUUUACUGCUCCUCACCUGGGUUCCUGGAUUGCUGCGCCUUUGCCAUCUAGCACAGGCAAGAUCUCACUUCCAAUGUGUUAUUUUACCUUUGCUGUUCCCCUAGAAUUUAUCUCCCACCAUUCUUUUUUCCUUAUAUUCCUUUUUGGAGGAGCACUUCUGACUGUCAUCUGUGUUCUGGGUGGACUUUUAUAUUAUUGCAGAAGGGAACCACAUGAAAGUAAAGCAAGGAGUAUCCAACCAGUGCUGAAACAGGACCGAACCACCUCCACAUGUGAUGACGAUGACUUGGAGGCAUCUUCAGGGAAUAUGUGCACAUCUUGGGAUGGGCAGAACCAGAGCCACUCAUUGGCAGAAAGGGGGGAUAACCACCGCAAUGCCUCUUUUGCUUCAAUGCACAACGGUGAAGUGAUCGUCAACCCUGGUGCCGUGGCCAUUACAUUGGAGUGUAAGAGUCUAGAGAUCGGAACUGACCCAAAAGAUUCGACAUUUUCGCACGAGAACUUGGAACAAGUCAAACCGUCCACCUCUCUCACGGACAGCGUGUUCUUCUACCAUCAGCCCAUUGCCGUUUUCCCUGCUCCUGCAUUCUUCCAAAUGGAGGAGCACCCGGAGGAAACCCAGUGGGGCAAGUCGGCCACGUUGCCGCGGGUGGGGCCUUCCGCAGAUCCGUUCAGUAAAAACAGCCUCAGCCAGACUCUGGCCAAAGGAACCCCCGUCACCCAGAGCCAGGCUUCUGAAACUGAGAUCCAGACUCAGACUUUGGAGGAUUCUCACGUUUCAAACGCCGCCAACGCAUCGAGGGGUCCUUUAGGCCUCCCGGAGUCAGCGUCAGUACCAGGGACGUUGAAUAGAAUCAGGGAAGGUCGGCCCUCCGUGCACACCCGUGCGGGGUUACCCACAAUCCCCUCCCCCCAGCCUCCCCGAGCCUGGUUUGUGUCACUUGAGGGCAAACCCGCGGCCGAGAUCCGGUACGCCGUGUCCGAGCAGCAGAGGAGGCGGAGGCCCAUCGAAAGUCGGGAUACCAGUUUGGACUCGGGGGUGGAUAUGAGUGAGCUCAACCAGAUGCCCGGCAGGAGGGCUGCGACACUGGAGCGAAAUGCUACAUUUGUUAAGCGGAGAGAAGAACCCCAACAGUAAAAACACUACGGCAAUUUUUUUUUCAGUGGCAAAGGACUUAUUCUGGUCAGAUGUCCAAUCUAGAAUGAGAUUGGACUGCCUGUUCUCAAACAAUACAUGCAUCAUUCGUCAUAUCACAACUCCUUUAAAGAGCCUGUCCUCUAUCAUAGCAAUAAUGGUGUCAUAUUAAAGAUACUCAUGUUUCCUUUACUUAAAAAUGCACCUGUUUUUUUCGAAUUAAGAUUUUAGAGUGUCCAGCCUUCAACUUUUUCAAAAACUAAAAUAAUAAAAUGCUGAUUGUUAAUGAAAAGCAUGUAUUUUCAUCUCACGGAAUGUGUAUUUAUAUUUGAUUUGUUGUACGUUUUCUCUUAAUUUAUAUCCCAGACUGACUGUGGUAUUAUUAAUGCGUUAUUGUAAUGUAGUAUGUGUAUCAUUAUUAUGAUGUGGCCUUUACAUUGAUACAUAAGAUUCUACAAUAAAGCUACAUUUUUGAUAAAUUAUUGAGUUUGGUGAA
Messenger RNA from Menidia menidia (Atlantic silverside), 2635 nucleotides. The record is from the annotation of a GenBank genome assembly. Lineage: Eukaryota; Metazoa; Chordata; Actinopteri; Atheriniformes; Atherinopsidae.